Molecule: messenger RNA, 3138 nt
Organism: Selaginella moellendorffii
Lineage: Eukaryota; Viridiplantae; Streptophyta; Lycopodiopsida; Selaginellales; Selaginellaceae
Exons: 15
Coding region: 1-3036 (1011 amino acids)
Biological process (GO): DNA damage checkpoint signaling; mitotic DNA replication checkpoint signaling; DNA repair
Molecular function (GO): ATP hydrolysis activity; chromatin binding; ATP binding
Source: RefSeq, a predicted model, not a curated record
AUGGCCAAAUUUUUGGCGCCAAAUUUUGGAAUGUGCCCUAGCUCGACGAGGAGAAAGGAAGCUAUGGCGGAUGGCUGGAGCUCCGAUGGGCACAAGCGGCGUGGGAGGGCCAAGAAGGCAAAAGCCGAUCCAACGUCUCCACGUCCUGGCACCCUUGACGCGUUCCUGCGCCCUAGGGUUUCUUCAGCUCGAGUUGAAAGUGAUGCAGUUGUAGCGAGCCCAGGAGUCGACAGCAAUGGGGGUUCUUCACCAAAUGCAAGCCAAGCGGAGGUGAAGACUCGCGAUUCUCUGGAGAGCACACAGAUGGAGGAUGGCGCAAAGAAGGCAACGUCUCCCCUGCGUCCUAGGGUUUCUCCAACUCAAGGUGAAAGCGAUCCGAGCCCAGGAAUCGAAGGUUCUUCACCGAAUGCCAGCCAAGCGGAGGUGAAGAUUCGCGAUUCGAUGGAGAGCACACAGAUCGACAGCGUGGGCAAUGAGAAUGCAAUGGAAAAUGGUUUUUAUCCUCUUUGGUCCACGAGGUUGAGGAAAAGGAAGUCCAAUGUUGUCGAUGCCGAGGAACCUGUCAAUACCGAGGAACCUGUCGAUUCUAAGGAACCAGAUGAACCAAUUAGUUCUCCUCCAGUGCGGGCUUCCAAAAAGCGUCACAAGAAAAAGAAGUCCCGCGCAAAAACUAGAAAGGAAGAAAUUGUGGACCGGGAUUCAUUGUCGUGUGCUUACGAUCUGCGCAAGGAAGCACGAAUGGCCACGGAGGAAUUUAAUCUCUUGAGCGCUGGAAAACCUCUUCAUCCGUUUUUUCAGCGCAACAAAAAACAAGAGAGAAGUGAGGACUCGCCGAUAAAGCGGGGCUCAUUCUGGGACCCGUGUUUGCCAUUUCACGUACUUCAAGAUACCAUGAAUGUCGACGCGGACAUAAACUGGAACUCUUUCCAGCGUUCUUGUUUUGUAACAUCGGCAUCACAGGUUACUUCGAGUGAUGACCAUGACCAUGGUUACUUAAUUUCAAAAGACCAGAAGCUUGCUCCAUCGCAACGCUUCGUAUCUGAUGCAGCUACCCUGGAUGAAAGUUUGGAGAAAGUUCAUGACUUUUUAAAGGAGUCCGGUCAUAAACACUUGUCAGUGGCAAGUUUGAAGGAGAAAUAUGCGUGGUAUCUAGCUAGAAAUACUGAUGGAGUUACUACCACGGCGAACCCUUCGUGGACAUGUUUGUACCAGCCGCACUCCUCUAAACAGUUGUGUGGAAACAGGGACUCCGUGAGUUCCUUAAGCGAGUGGCUCUCCAGAUGGAAACAGAAAAUAUUGUCUAGAAAGCAGGCAUCAUUGGACAGCGAUAGAGACAGCGAUGGAGACUACGAGAUUGAGGAUGAAGAUUUACGGGACGGUCUACAAAAUACCGUGCUUGUGACUGGUCCUGUCGGGUGUGGUAAAUCUGCAGCCGUCUAUGCAUGCGCCAGGGAGCACGGGUUUAAUGUUAUUGAGAUAAACUCUUCAGACAGUCGCGCUGGAGCAACUAUCAAGAAAAGAUUUGGAGAAGCAACUCAAUCUGAAGCAGUGAUAUGCUCCGAUCAAGAUGGAAGAAAACCGACAAUUAUCUUGUUUGAAGAAAUUGACACGGUAUUUGAGGAGGAUAAGGGAUUUUUGGCGGCAAUUGGCCAAUUAGCAAAGUCCUCGAAACGCCCCAUGGUUCUUACUAGCAACAGGCGUCAACCACUAUUGCCACGCAUGAGAAAAACUGUCAUUGACUUCAUAAAGCCCACCAUGGACGAUUUGCUAGUCCACGCAUGCUUGGUGUGUGCUUCAAAUGGUCUAUUUGGAGAGCCUUGGAUCAUGAAACGCAUUGUAGGAUCUUGUCACCAGGACUUGCGAAAGCUAAUGAUGCUGCUUCAGUUUUGGGGACAGGGUGCUCUACCGCCGAGCGCAGAGCUAGAAGCGGACCAGUCCUCAAGCAUGAAGCGAAACAGUCAUGAAAGAAGAAUAUUGCUUCCACGAGCUGCUUGGUGGGAGGAUUCAGACGCCGAGUACUGCUUAUUGCCGGAGUUGGUUCCUCUGAGCUUCCCUUGCUCUCAGUCAUACUUAGUAGCCGGGAAAUUAUCAGAAGCAGUUCAGAAAGCUGAAAAAAUUGCCACCUUGCAUGCUGCAAAGGCAGCUGAAGAAGAUGAGUCUCUACGGGCUGCUCGCAGGUCAAAAAGCUCGAAAAGGCUGGCUAAGAAAGUGGAGGCUGAAUUACUUGAUACCAUGGUGGUGGAAGCGGAAGGAAAACACUGUGGACCAGCUGCCAUGAUUAAGACUUGUGGUGCUGGGAGGCGGAAAAGACCACGAAAGACUACGAAAAGACUGGAAUGGAAGGAAGCGCGGAAUAACACCGGCUUUAUUAAAGAUCUGGCAGAAGAAGCAGAAGGAUUGAUAUAUUGUACCACUUGUGCGACCGAAGAAAGCGUGACUGAAGAGUUCCCGUCGUCGUCAAACGAGCCAGUGCAUCCAGUUCGAGCUCAGUGGCUAGAUAUGAGGAAGGGACAAAGUUCACUCUUGCGCUCCAACUCUAAAUCCGUCCAGACGAUGCUCAGCGUCAAUGAUGCCUUGGCAGCUGCUGCGGAGGCUUUUUCUUCGUGCGAUAUGUUGUCUCGAAUGGAGGAAUCCCCGUGUAGUGAAAUAUCUCAACAGCUGACACGAUGCAACCUUUACCAUCUCUUACAGGAGUGCGACGAAGCAAUGCAGUUAGCUUGUCAAAGUGAUGCUGCUUGUGAUGGCAGGCGGUCUCUUCCUUGGCACGAGGAAAACUUCAACAAGCUACAGACGCAAAAGUAUCUCCAAGAACAGCUUUUCCUUGCAAGUCCAGAGAAGGUGAGGCAUGGAAUGAGUUCUGAUAGCUUUGUGGACCAUGUCUCAUACAUGGCACGCAUCGUGGCUCUUGAAGAACAUCAAAGAGCUGAGCUCGUCGGGCCCAGGCUUAAGAGAUCAAGAGGCGGCUACCUAUCCGAUAAGGGUGUGUCCACAGAAGGCAUUCAAGCUCUUAGACAACAUUUUUCUUUUAGAUACUGACGAAGUUGAUUCCAGGGCCCUGGUUUAAGAUCCUUUUUGUGUAAUUUCGGAUCUAAAAUUAAAUAAUAAUGUGAUUAUUAAAAUAAGUUUAUCUUGACCAAA